Messenger RNA from Toxorhynchites rutilus septentrionalis, 2427 nucleotides. RefSeq lists its product as uncharacterized. The transcript has a single exon. The record is from RefSeq and is a predicted model, not a curated record. NCBI's taxonomy places the organism in Eukaryota, Metazoa, Arthropoda, Insecta, Diptera, Culicidae. The coding region runs from base 1 to 2427 and encodes 808 amino acids.
AUGGACCGAUUGAAAAAGGAGUGUCCUAGGGCCCUAACCAACCUGGUGGGCGAGUAUGAAAAUAAUCUAGGAAUAUUGCAGAAAUUGGGAGAAAACACGAAAGGUUGGAGCUCAUUACUAGUCCACAUGAUAACAUUACGGUUAGACCAAACAACUCUCCGGGGCUGGCAGCGAACAGCAGACAAAAAGAGAAUGCCAACAUAUGACGAACUGAUCCAGUUUCUCCGCGAUUAUAUUGGUGAACUCGAGACGCUAAGGACUGACCGAAAUAUUCUAGAAUCCAGAUCCGUUCCACAGAACAUUAAUACUACGACUUCAUAUCCUUCGAAAGAACAGUGUCUAGCUUGUGGCAGAGGACAUCAACUGUACUAUUGCGAAAGUUUCAAACACAUGCCAUUAUCACAACGAAUUUCAAUUGUAUCGAAAGCAGGACUCUGUAAUAAUUGUCUAUUCGGAAAACAUUCCCCUACCAGCUGUAAAUAUGGUUCUUGUCGGGAAUGUGGAGCUAAGCAUCAUACGUUACUGCAUAAUUCUGCACAGAAUUCGCCAUCCACUAGCUACAAUAGGAGACAACAAACCAACGACUCAACUGUUUCACAUAUAACUCAAAGCAAUUCACUUCUACUUUCCGCCAACAAAUGUAAUUUUCAGUCCAAUGAAUCUCUCUCGAAUUUCAAAGCCAGUGACAGCCACAUUGUGUCUCGAUUUGAUCACUCCCCUCCAAGUCAAGUCUUCCUUGCGACCGCUGUCGUUAAAGUUCUUGGUUCUAAUGGAAAUUCAUUCCUUGCUCGAGCCCUACUCGACAACGCCUCUCAGCCAAAUUUGAUGACUGAACGAUUUCGACGAUUUCUGAAUAUUCGUAAAACACCGGAAAAUACGGAAAUUGCCGGCGUAGGUGGUGAUAUCGCUGCAGUAUCAAAUUACUCAGCGGUUGCAACAGUAGCAUCUAGAUUCAACAACUAUCGCGUUCCUCUUGAAUUCAUCGUGAUGGAAAAGGUUACGAACGACCUGCCUACCUGUACUGUCGACACCAGCGAUUGGGUUAUUCCAGAGAACGUUCGUCUCGCUGACCCAUCAUUUGCUAUAAAGGGUCCAAUAGAUAUAGUCAUCGGAGCUCAAGUAUUUUUUGACCUUAUUCGAAACGGUCACUUUAAGAUUGCACAUGACAAACCUGUUCUUCAAAAUUCUGUUCUCGGGUGGCUAGUAUCUGGGUUGCAUCUUCGUCGCAAUCCUGUACAGAAUCAUUACUCUUGUCAAGUAUCAAUGUACCAGGACUUAGACCAACGUGUGAACAAGUUUUGGGAACUGGAAUCUUGCUCUUCAAACGUUGCCUGGUCGGUUGAAGAAAAGCGUUGUGAAGACAAUUUCAUUGCCAACACACGCAGAGAUUCAUCCGGCCGUUAUAUAGUCUCGCUGCCGAAGAAGGAAGAACUAAUUGGUCAGCUAGGAAAUUCGCUUUCGAUUGCAAUACUUCGAUUCUAUUCGCUAGAAAAACGCUUCGAAUUAAAUAAAGAACUUCGACACCAAUAUACACAAUUUAUGAAGGAAUACUUAGACCUUGGACACAUGAAGUUGGUUGAACCUGUUGAGGAUAUUCCAGGUCACCACUUCUAUCUACCACAUCACGCCGUCCUUAAACCGGACAGCACAACCACGAAGCUACGAGUGGUUUUCGAUGGGUCAUGCAAAACCACUUCGGGUUUUAGCCUCAAUGAUCUACUGCUAACUGGUCCAACUGUGCAAGACAAUAUGAUUUUCAUUAUUCUCCGAUUUCGAAUGAAAAGGAUAGUCGUGACAGCCGAUAUAACGAAGAUGUACCGACAAAUUUGGGUACACGAAAAGGAUCAAAUGCUACAGAGAAUUCUCUGGCGUGAUUCACCUUCUGAACCAUUGCGUACGUACCAACUGACCACAAUUACUUAUGGUACAACAUCAGCUCCGUAUUUGGCGACCCGUUGUUUACAAAAAUUAGCGGAUGACGAAGCAGAUAAUUUUCCUGCAGCGGUACCUGUAGUUAAAAAGGGCUUUUACGUAGAUGACUUGAUGUACGGCUUUGACUCACUGGAAGAAGCAGAAGCUGCAGUAAGAGAAACAUCUCAGAUGCUUGAAGCUGCCGGAUUUCCUUUGCGAAAAUGGGCAUCGAAUCGCAUUGAAAUUCUGGAACUGUUUCCGUCAGAUCAGCAUGAACAAUCUCCAAUAUUGGAACUCGAUCAUACUGCUCCAAUCAAAACGCUCGGCUUACUGUGGAAACCCAUAUCCGAUGAAUUACAUUUUAGGAUUCCAGAAGGUCCUGAUAAGCUCGUUUCGACAAAACGCAAUAUUCUCUCAUACGUAUGCAGUAUGUUCGACCCACUCGGAUUGGUUGGACCGGUGAUAUGUAGUGCCAAAUUACUCAUACAGACACUCUGGGAAAGAAAAUUUGGGUAG